CGGACGGAUAUGCCACUUCCUGCUGCAAACAGCCCGCCAAAUCUCGAUCGCAUAUAAGCGCCGCGUGGAAACCAGUCGAGCUAAUUAGCGUACCGCACACAGACGCUGACAGCUCUGCCCAGAGUCUUCAACAUAAUCAUGAAGACGACGUCGUGUGCCGCUCUGCUCUUCCUCACCUUCAUUGCGCUGGCCGAGUCGAUGCCCUCCUGUCCAGACUGCGUCGAGGUCGACUGCCCCGAGGAAGAAGACUGCGCCUAUGGAGUCACGAGCGACAUGUGCGGCUGCUGCAGGGUCUGCGCCAGCGGGCCUGGUGAAGAGUGCGGUGGCUACUGGAAUCACGGAGGUACUUGUGCCGAAGGACUCACCUGCAAACCCAACCUCAUGUUUUACCAACUACCUGGACAGUGCGUGUACAACAAGUGAAGACCCAAGCCAUGGUGAAAGCAGCGACAAGAUUUCAGCACAUACAUGAUACAGUGUAGUGGACAUUCUUUGUAAUGCUAUAUCUGACAGAGGUGGCAUAGCACGUCAGUAUAUACGCAGGCAGAUAACAUUACUGAAGAUGCAACAUCGAGUUGCUGUCAGAAUUUUUAUGCGAUUGCUUGUUAUUCAUGAUAGUUUUACAGAAGUCAAGGUGAACCUGGAUCAUUCCACAGUGCUUUCUACUUAAUGAAGUCUCUGGAGGAAACUCCUGUUCAUCAAUCAUGUGCAAUAUAUUCACACCAAGAGUCAUCUCAUGAACAGCAGCGCAACAGAUUUCUGCUCAGUGUGCAUUGUGCUUGAUGAUGACGAUGUGUGUAUACUUAUGGUGCAAAGGCCAAUGGCGGCCAAAGAGCAUCAGGUGCGUUACGCUUGUGUUUCCUUAAUCUAAACAGUAUUUUGCAUGCUAGUUCGACUUGGACACCAUUGUCAACACUUUUUGUCAUAUGCAUCAUUUAGCAUUGGCUGCAGUCACAGAAUAAGAUAUGCUGCAUGCCACAUUAAUUUUUGGAAUGUAGCUAUGAACAGCAUGAGACUGCUCACAGUUACAAGCCUGUAGGCAGAAACUGAGGUGCCCACUCUUCCCCUUUAUUGCGCAACGCAUCUUUCUAAUGAAUUGUUAUCUCUCUUUUCGAAUCUUUGAGCAGGAUGCAUUGUUUUUCUACUAUGGUCAGGAAACCUUGUGUGUCGGUUCUGCCAAAUACUCAAACCUCGAUAUCAAGCAGCCUCAAAGUUCCAAUGGUGAUAAAGCCUCUAGGGGCAGCACCUAGAGAUAUGAACUAAAUUAGAAUAUAGCUGUGACACCGACCAAUGCAUGUGUGAACCAUUGCCUGUAGGCACCAACCGGUGCUCUAACGUCUUUGCUGCACCCACUGCUACAAUUUUCCAUGUUCAUUAUGCUAAAUUAAGCUGGCCCAUUCAAGGCAGCAGUGUAGUCAGAAACUUGAAAGGGGCAGUGAGGAACACACACUUGACUGGGAAGGGAGGGGCUUGGCAAGCAGAUGUGUUCAUGGAAUCUAUUUUGUUUUUGGGGGGAGGGGAGGUGAGAGGGUGCAAAGGGGUUCAUAUGGCCCUAUUGUUUCUCUCCCUUGACUGCACCUGCGCUUCAAAGUGCACCAUUUCAUGAAAUUAAUGUUCUCUUUUAUUCUUUUUAACAACAUUCAAUGACUUGCACACAUAACGCAACGAUUGUGUGAUAACACAAUGCCAAAAUGGAGUAGCACACAAUAGUGAUCAUGUUUCAUACUUAAUUUAUUGCACAUUGAUUCAGCCCAUCAUAAUUUAACACUUAUUUAUGUGUAAAUAUACAAUUGCUAGCCAGUGUUUUGCAUGCUACCAGCUCCUUUGUGCAUCAGUUGGCAUUGAGUACACAUAUUAAAGGCCUCAUUGUAGAUGCUCAUGCUCUUAUAUACUCUUUAAUGUAUAUACUGGAUGUAACCUUGCAUAUUAGUGUAUGUGUGACCUGAACUUGAAUAAAGCCCUGGAGUAAAAACA
Molecule: messenger RNA, 1974 nt
Organism: Rhipicephalus sanguineus (brown dog tick)
Lineage: Eukaryota; Metazoa; Arthropoda; Arachnida; Ixodida; Ixodidae
Product: venom protein 302
Exons: 3
Coding region: 139-423 (94 amino acids)
Biological process (GO): regulation of cell growth; regulation of signal transduction
Cellular component (GO): extracellular region
Molecular function (GO): insulin-like growth factor binding
Source: RefSeq, a predicted model, not a curated record